AUGUAUAAUCAAUUUACAAGCAUUCGAUCAUCUGUUAUUGAUGAAAUAAGUUUAGAGGGUUUGGAUGGCAUAACUUGCGAAGCUUUAUGGACUAGAUUAUCAGAUCGUCUUAUCUUGCCGUUACCUCUGCCAGAACAAUUAUGUAGCCAAGUUUGGUGUUAUGUAAAGGCUUCAAAAGAAAUUGAAAUCUAUGAAUUACCCGAAGAACGAAAUCGUUUUGUAUUAUUUGAUCGAUAUGAGUUAGUGGAUCCUCUUUUGGGAACAGUUAUGGAACCAGCUGUUUUACCACCAGUGGUUUAUAAAAAUCAUCCCAUUCAUGACAAAAAAAAUAACAUAAUGGGAUCAUGCUCAACAUAUAAUACCAGAGUCAAUAUUACAUUGGAGGCUAAAGAAAUGACUUUAGAUGAAGCUUUAAAAAGGUGGGGCAUGAAGUUGGUGAUGGUGGCCGAUCAACCAACACGUAACAAAGUAUUAAUGGGCGGUGAUUUUUGUGAAGAUAUAGAACUUUCACUUUUGCAAUACUGUAUUCUUGAAAGGAUUGGACGAGCUCGAUACCAGGGAGAGGUGACAUUAGGAAAAAUAUCUUUGCAAGAUAUGAAACUUGAUGCAAAAUCUUUGUUUUAUCAUCGAAAAACUUUAAUGAAAAAUAAAUUAAUUAUGAAACAGGUUCAUUACCAAAAGUCUGGUUUUCAAAACUCAUCUGGUAGUUUAUUGCAUCUUCCAAGAUUUUACGUGGAACGUAAACCAAAAGCUUGUUAUAUGACAGCAGAGGUUGUAGAGAUAUUGCGAGAGAAACCAAAUUAUAUGGCUGAAUAUGAUGAAAUUAAAAAAAGAAUUGGUUUAGAAAGCAGUACCAAAAAAUUGUUUAAAACUAGUGAAUUUCAGAAAUUUGUUAGAACUGAUGUACUCUUACCUUAUAGAACAUUGUAUCCGAAUGCUAAAAUUACGGAAUGGAAACGAAAAGGCAGUGAUGCCGAGAAACAAAUUCGUGUUUUACAAUUAAUCGAUCCUGAUGUUGAUGUGUUAGAUUCUUGGACUAACGAUGAAGAUCAGGAACCCACUAGUGAAGAAACAGGAUUAAUGGAUUAUUCACAGUUAUCAUUAAGUCGCAGUUUAUUGUCUCAAGCAUACCAAAUGAUUGAGUUGGCUGGACCAUCUGGUGUAACUCAAACAGAAAUUGGAAAGAAAAUGGGUCAAUCGAAAUUAUGUUCUAGGAUGAUUUGCAGAAGACUGCUUUCAGCUCAAUUGGUUUGGACAAUGCUGGAGGAUGUUGGAAGACAAAGAGUAUCUAAAUAUGUAUCAUGUAAGUUCAAUGAUUCCAAUAUGGCUGAGGCUUUUAAAUCAGAAAGGCAAAAGAUGUUAAAGUUUUUAUCAACCACAAAGAAGUUUGUACCUGCUUUGCAAUCUUCACCAAGCGAUAAUACUGGGAUUACACAAGGGGUUGAAGUAUUGCAAUCUGAAGAUCCAAUUUUAGGGUAUGAUCACUUGACUGAAGAACUCCUAUUGUUAAAUGAUGAAAAUUCAAAUCCAGUCAGAGCUUCUUCACCUACCGAAAUGGAAGAAGUCCCUAAAAAAGAUGAUGUUGAAAUUAAAUUUAUUGAAACCAAGGUGAAUCCUGAUGUGAAAGGUUAUGCUUUAAAUACUAUGGAUUGGAGUAUCAGUGAUAGCAAUAAGAAGGAUACUUCUGGAAUAUCCUUUAGGUUAUUGAAAAGAGCUAAUAUGAUUAUUCAGAGUGUUCGGGAACAUCAAGUUAUAACAGACUCAUCAAAAUUAAUGAAGCUCAUUCAGGAAGAAGAAGUUAAUGAAGGAUAUUUCGUGAAAAUUGACAAAAAAUCUUUGGUUCGAAUGUUAAUGAAAUUAUCUAAAGAUGGGUAUCUAAAAAUUAUUCAAGCAAAACUUGAAUCCAAACGAAAGCAGAAGAUUUUGACAUUUAUUUGUGAAUGUGAUGUAACAGCCAACCACUCAAUAAUUGUGUCAGAACUAGAACAAGCGAAAAUGAAAAUGUUUACUACGCCGCCUGUGAAAAUAAUGAAGGAGCCCGGCAUUGUGCACAGUGAAUCUGAAAGAGAACCAAGCUUUACAUGUGAAACAAUUGCACAAAGCAGAAAUGAAUUAAAGAAAAUUGCAACAAAUUCCAUAAAUAGAACAAUAUUUUAUGAUGUUAAAAUUGCUAAGAAAUAUGGUUAUCAACCAAAAUUGGUACGAAUGAAGAUACUUCAUAAUUUGCUAUAUCACCUCAUUUAUGAUGAAAUUGGUGAACCAUUGUCUCAGCAAGAGUGUCACGAUUUUUUGGAAAUACAGGGUUGUGAUAUGAAAUCAGAUAUUAAAUCUGAAUUAGCCCCUAUUUACACAAAGGAAAUAUCCUGGAAAAUGUUUAUCCCACCUUUGCCAAAACACAGUGGGUGGCCAAAGGGUUGGACAUUAAUGUGUGAUGUAUUGCUUAGACUUCCAUUAUCAAUAUUUUUGAAAAUUUGCAAUAUUUCGUAUCAGUUGCCAGGCAUAGAUUCUUAUUUAGAUCACCCAAUAAAAAAACAUUAUUUGAUCAAGCAUCUGCCUAUGGAUUUGAGAAAUGACUUAACUAUGGCUAGAAAAUACAUAUUUUCCAUACAUGAGAUAAUACAAAAACUUUGUUAUAUUGGGCUUGUCCAAUUCGGACCACAGAAGUUAAAGGAAAAGGAUCAAGAUGCAUUAGAGAGACAAAAAAAUGCACAAACUAGAAGAUUACAGAUUGGCCCAGGCAAGGCUGACCAAGUACGUGCUUGGGUUGAACAAGAAGUGGAUGUAGCAUUGAGCACAGUGGACGCCCAAAAAACACUUGAGCAGUUAAUGGAAGAUCGUGCUUCACUUCAGCAGAAAUUAGAAAUCAUAAAAGCAAAACCAUUAUCAAAUAAUGAGAAUGAACAAACUCCUAAUGAAGAAAUCGAAAAGGAAAGAAAACAGCUUCAAGAUGAUAUUUCAUUCAGAACCGCACAGAUUGCUGAUUUACAAGAGAAAAUAAUAGCAUCAGAUCAGGAAAAUAAAGCAAAGUCGCGAUGGGAUAUCGUUCAAUCUCUUGGUGAAGCUAAAUAUGCUCUAAAACACUUAUUUGAUAUGAUUGCUGAAUCAAGACGUUCAGUUGAUGCCCAUAAAGAGCGCAGUACUGAACUGGAGGAUCAGCUAACAGAAGUAGUGGCGAAAGUUGCUCAAUGUCAACAGGAAAUGGAUAAGCUGCGUGAGCAACAUAGACAUGAAUUGGCUGAAUUGGAAGGGGAAGGGGAGUACAAAAUUUCAGUCUUACUUCGUCAAUUAAGAUCUAAUGGUUCAAGUAAUACGAAAGAUGAGAAUGAUUUGGAGCAACGAAUAAAGUUCCAAGAACGAGAGCUGGAGCGCAUGGAUGCUGUACAAGCAGAGUUGGAAAACUACAAAAAGGAAGUAGAAGAGCUCAGGGAACAGUUGCAGGAAGUAAGGACAUAUGGAAACAGAAAGGAUAUUAAGAAUUGUAGAACACCCGAGAAAAAGGCUAAGAAAAUGAAACAAGAUCCAGAUCAUCUUAAGCUGGAUUUCGAGCCAAUGAAUUUAUCAGAAAGUGAUGAAGAGGUUUAUGCAGAUUCCGCUGAAAAUGAUCCCGAUUUUAGACUAACGCCUAUAUAUAAGCGAGUACAGUUAUCGAAGACACUGCCAAGGCAUAUGCGAGUGUCAGCAGGUGUUAAACGUAACAGUAAUGGUGAAAUCCAAUGUAACUGUAAAGGUAAAUGCCAAAACAGAUUAUGUGGUUGUCGCAAAAACAACAUGAAAUGUAGUAGCGCCUGCAAGUGCUCAAAAGAAAACUGCAAAAACAUGGCAGAAGAAGAGGAGGACUUUGGUUCAAAGAAUAUUAAGGAGGAGACUCCAGAUAGUAUAUGCAUAUCAGUACCUAAUAACACCAAAUCAGAUACUAGUGAAUGCAGGUGAUAUGUUUUUUCUUAAAUAUAAGAAUAUGUAAUGAGUAAUAAUACUGACAAUAUUUUCAAGAUUAAUAAUUACCUGU
Molecule: messenger RNA, 4006 nt
Organism: Ctenocephalides felis (cat flea)
Lineage: Eukaryota; Metazoa; Arthropoda; Insecta; Siphonaptera; Pulicidae
Product: general transcription factor 3C polypeptide 1-like
Exons: 19
Coding region: 1-3930 (1309 amino acids)
Biological process (GO): transcription initiation at RNA polymerase III promoter; 5S class rRNA transcription by RNA polymerase III
Cellular component (GO): transcription factor TFIIIC complex
Molecular function (GO): DNA binding
Source: RefSeq, a predicted model, not a curated record